CCACUCCUCCCUCGGCCCGAUUCACCCGCAAGAUCUCGACCCGCCGCGUCCCCCUCUUGCGUCGAUUGACGGGAGAGGCCGGGUCGGCGGAAGGCGGCGGCGAUGAGCGCGGUGAACAUCACCAACGUGGCGGUGCUGGACAACCCCACCGCCUUCCUCAACCCCUUCCAGUUCGAGAUCUCCUACGAGUGCCUCGUCCCCCUCGACGACGAUCUGGAAUGGAAGCUCACAUAUGUUGGAUCAGCGGAAGAUGAAACCUAUGAUCAGCAACUUGAGAGUGUGCUUGUUGGACCUGUCAAUGUUGGAACCUACCGUUUUGUAUUCCAGGCUGACCCACCGGACCCUUUGAAGAUCCGUGAAGAAGACAUCAUCGGUGUCACCGUGCUGCUAUUGACAUGCUCCUACGUGGGGCAGGAGUUCAUGAGAGUGGGUUAUUAUGUGAACAACGACUAUGACGAUGAACAGCUGAGAGAAGAGCCCCCAGCGAAGCUAUUACUUGAUAGGGUGCAGAGAAACAUUUUGGCCGACAAGCCCCGUGUCACCAAGUUCCCUAUCAACUUCCACCCUGAACCCGGCACGAGCUCAGAACAGCCGCAGCAGGAUGCAGAACAGCUGCAGCAACCGGCUUCGCCGGAACCACAGAUGGCUCCAGUAGAACCACAGACGGCGCCACUAGAGGACGGCACGGCUGAUGAAAUUAAGCCCAGCGCUAUCGCCCUAUGAUCGGAGUUGGGGUGCUAAUGUUCUGUUCUCCGUGCCUUUGAGGUGUGUCUUGUAAUGCUACGAAUCAAGAGUGGUGGUUCUGCAUUGUACUGGUCUGUUGUUGACGUUUCACAAUCUGUUCUGUUGCAAAUGUUCGGUGUGUAGCUAUUUUCUUGAUAAAGAGUACUUCUGCCUGUUUUGUUGCA
Molecule: messenger RNA, 908 nt
Organism: Hordeum vulgare subsp. vulgare (domesticated barley)
Lineage: Eukaryota; Viridiplantae; Streptophyta; Magnoliopsida; Poales; Poaceae
Product: probable histone chaperone ASF1A
Exons: 3
Coding region: 103-723 (206 amino acids)
Biological process (GO): DNA replication-dependent chromatin assembly
Cellular component (GO): nucleus
Molecular function (GO): histone binding
Source: RefSeq, a predicted model, not a curated record